AUGUUUCAUUUAGCAUCUUCAUUAUAUACACAAUAUACGAAACGCGAACAAUAUAAUAUACUAAUAUUAGGAUUAGAUAAUGCUGGAAAGACAACCUUCUUAGAACAUGUAAAACUACUAUAUCCAUCUUCAAGCAGUAGCGAUUCCAAAAGGAGGAGUAGCAUUAAAAAGAGAAAGAAUUCUCAGGAUGAACUGGCUGAACAAACAGAAAGAACCACAUCUGAUAUAUUAAAAGGUAAAAGAAUCUUACCUACAGUUGGACAAAACACCACAACUAUCAAAUUUGAAUCAUCGUUAGAAACUCAAUUAAGUUCACAAUUUAAAAAUAUAAAUCUUAAAUUUUGGGAUUUAGGUGGACAAAAAUCACUUCGAAGUAUGUGGUCAAGAUAUUUUAAACAAUGUCAUGGAAUAAUAUUCAUAAUUGAUUCUACUGAUACUGAAAGAUUUCAAGAAUGUUAUGAAACAUUAAUUGAUAUUGCUAAUGAUGAUAGUUGGAUUGAUGAAGAGGCAAACGGAUCAAUGGUAAAUGUCCCAAUUUUAAUGUUGGCAAAUAAACAAGAUUUACCACAAGCUGUUGAUUUGGUUUCUUUGAAGACUGGUGUUUUUAUUAAAUUGGUUAGUGAAUUAGAAGCAACUGAUUCGAAGUUGUUACCGGUUAGUGUAUUGGAAAAUCAAGGAUUGAAAGAAAGUUUAGAAUGGUUAGUUACGAGGUUGAUUUAUAAUAAAAGUAAUAAAAUGCCCGAGUAUAAAUAA
This is a messenger RNA of Hemisphaericaspora subhashii, 753 nucleotides long. RefSeq names its product Arf family GTPase (gene ARL3). Gene Ontology annotation, cellular component: Golgi apparatus. Gene Ontology annotation, molecular function: GTP binding; GTPase activity. The coding region runs from base 1 to 753 and encodes 250 amino acids. The record is from RefSeq and is a predicted model, not a curated record. Gene Ontology annotation, biological process: protein localization to organelle; intracellular protein transport; Golgi to plasma membrane protein transport. The transcript has a single exon. Lineage: Eukaryota; Fungi; Ascomycota; Pichiomycetes; Serinales; Debaryomycetaceae.